This is a messenger RNA of Marasmius oreades (fairy-ring Marasmius), 1555 nucleotides long. RefSeq names its product mitochondrial Homoaconitase. Gene Ontology annotation, cellular component: mitochondrion. Lineage: Eukaryota; Fungi; Basidiomycota; Agaricomycetes; Agaricales; Marasmiaceae. The record is from RefSeq and is a predicted model, not a curated record. The coding region runs from base 44 to 1462 and encodes 472 amino acids. Gene Ontology annotation, molecular function: homocitrate synthase activity. The transcript has 7 exons.
AAUUUUCCUCUCCACAUUUCCUCUGCUCCUUCUACACCAUAAAAUGUGCCUCCACACAAACGGUGACUCUCUACCCGCAGAUCGCUCAGAGAUGGUCGAAGUACCUCUCACCAAUGGCACCAACGGCGUCAAGACGAUCGAGAAACGGGGAACAUCUCGUCCAGUCAACGGUCAUUCAGCAAACCGCGUCAACCCUUAUGCUCCAAGAGCGUCUGAUUUCCUAUCUAAUAUCUCCAACUUCAACAUUAUCGAGAGUACCCUUCGAGAAGGAGAGCAGUUCGCCAAUGCUUUCUUCGAUACCAAGACCAAGAUUGCUAUCGCCAAAGCUCUGGACGCUUUCGGCGUCGAGUACAUUGAAUUAACGUCACCUGCUGCCUCGGAGCAGUCGCGUGCCGACUGUGAAGCAAUUUGCAAGCUCGGGUUGAAGGCCAAGGUCCUCACACAUAUUAGAUGUCAUAUGGACGAUGCUCGUAUCGCUGUAGAGACUGGUGUCGAUGGUGUCGAUGUCGUUAUUGGAACGUCCUCUUUCCUACGGGAAUUCUCACAUGGAAAGGAUAUGACCUACAUUACGAAGACUGCUAUUGAAGUUAUCGAGUUCGUCAAGUCCAAGGGCAUCGAAGUCCGUUUCUCUUCAGAAGACUCCUUCCGUUCUGAUCUCGUCGAUCUCUUGUCGAUCUACCAAACAGUCGACAAGAUUGGCGUAAACCGGGUCGGUAUUGCCGAUACUGUUGGCUGCGCCAACCCGAGACAGGUUUACGACUUGGUAAGAACAUUGAGGGGUGUUGUCAACUGUGACAUUGAAACCCACUUCCAUAAUGACACCGGAAUGGCCAUUGCCAACGCUUACACUGCCCUCGAAGCUGGUGCAACUCACAUCGAUACUUCAGUCCUCGGUAUCGGCGAGCGAGUUGGCAUCACCCCCCUCGGAGGUCUCGUUGCCUGCCUGUACGCUGCUAACCCUGAAUACGUCAAGUCCAAGUACAACCUUCCCAUGCUUCGAGAAAUCGAGAACUUGGUAGCCGAGGCUGUUGAAGUCAACGUUCCCUUCAUGAAUCCUAUCACUGGUUACUGUGCAUUUACACACAAGGCCGGUAUCCACGCCAAAGCCAUCCUCAACAAUCCGAGCACCUAUGAAAUUCUCAAGCCCGAAGACUUUGGUCUCACUCGCUACGUCUCUAUCGGCCAUCGCCUGACUGGUUGGAACGCCGUCAAGUCUCGUACCGAGCAGCUCGGCCUUCAACUCACUGACGACGAGGUCAAGGACGCUACUGCCAAGAUUAAGGAACUUGCCGACGUUCGUACCCAAUCCAUGGACGACGUUGAUUCGCUCCUUCGUAUUUACCACUCUGGCAUACAAUCCGGAGAGUUGGCUGUUGGACAAAAGGAGGCUCUUGACCGCCUACUCAAGAAGCACAGAGAGUCGAUAUCUCGUGAUGAGACUCUUGCCGCUGUAGCUGCGUAAAGUCCCUCGCCCUCCUCUCCAACAGUAUUAGAUGAUCUCUGUUCCGCUUUGUAUAUAUGUUGUUCCUGCGGGAUUUAUGGUAUGAGGUGGAGU